This is a messenger RNA of Antechinus flavipes (yellow-footed antechinus), 1614 nucleotides long. RefSeq names its product glycine receptor subunit alpha-4-like. The record is from RefSeq and is a predicted model, not a curated record. Gene Ontology annotation, cellular component: neuron projection; plasma membrane; synapse. Gene Ontology annotation, molecular function: transmembrane signaling receptor activity; chloride channel activity; transmitter-gated monoatomic ion channel activity. Bases 415 to 1614 code for a protein of 399 amino acids. Gene Ontology annotation, biological process: regulation of membrane potential; chloride transmembrane transport; nervous system process. NCBI's taxonomy places the organism in Eukaryota, Metazoa, Chordata, Mammalia, Dasyuromorphia, Dasyuridae. The transcript is spliced from 9 exons.
GAAAAAUCUUCCUCCCAAUCUCCCUUGUCUCUCCCCUCUAAGACUCUCCAGGGUUCGGAGAGGGCUCGCCACCCAAAGAGGGUCCCUCUCAGCUUCCCAGCCGGCCAGGGCCCUCCCUCCACAGCCUGGGAGUCCGAGGCAUCGAAGGAGACUCAUCCAUGACACGAUUAUCUAAACGAGGACAAUUGUAGCCCCCAACGAGUGAGGACAGAGAAGAAAAGGAGAAAAACAAGGAGAAGAAAAGAAGGAAGAGAGAAGAGGGGGAGAGAAUCCCACGUCCCUGGGCUGGGGAGCCAGGCUAUGUGCAGGCAGCCCAAGUUGGAGGAGGGCUUUUGACUUUUGACGUUCCCUGUGGGGUUGCCCUCUUGCCUCCGAAGCAAGGGAAGAAGGGAAGGGCAUCAGUUCCUCUAAGGAAUGAAAACUCUCGCUCCUGGAACCCUCUCCUUCCUCUUCUUCUGGACCCUCCAAGAGCAGGUCCUACCCAGGUUGGCUUCGGGGAAAGAGGAAGUCAAAUCUGCCUCCAAGAACAUUCCUCAGCCCAUGUCACCCUCUGACUUCCUGGACAAGCUCAUGGGACGAACAUCCGGAUACGAUGCUAGGAUUCGGCCCAAUUUUAAAGGGCCGCCUGUGAAUGUGACUUGCAACAUCUUCAUCAACAGCUUCAGUUCCGUCACAGAAACCACAAUGGAUUACAGAGUGAAUGUCUUCCUCCGGCAGCAGUGGAACGACCCCCGCUUAGCGUAUCUGGAAUACCCAGAUGAUUCCCUGGACUUAGAUCCUUCCAUGCUGGACUCCAUCUGGAAGCCAGACCUAUUCUUUGCCAAUGAGAAGGGUGCCAAUUUCCACGAAGUGACCACCGACAACAAGUUGCUUCGGAUCUUCAAGAACGGAAGCGUGCUCUACAGUAUCAGGCUAACUCUGGUCUUGUCCUGCCCAAUGGACCUCAAGAACUUCCCCAUGGACAUCCAGACGUGCACAAUGCAGCUGGAAAGCUUUGGUUACACUAUGAAUGACCUUGUGUUUGAGUGGCUGGAAGAUGCCCCAGCUGUGCAAGUGGCUGAGGGACUGACUCUGCCCCAGUUUAUCCUGCGGGAUGAAAAGGAUCUCGGCUACUGCACCAAGUAUUACAACACAGGAAAAUUUACCUGCAUAGAGGUGAAGUUCCACUUGGAGCGCCAGAUGGGCUACUACCUGAUCCAAAUGUACAUCCCUAGUCUGCUCAUCGUCAUCCUGUCCUGGGUGUCUUUCUGGAUCAACAUGGAUGCCGCCCCUGCCCGGGUGGGCUUAGGUAUCACGACGGUAUUGACGAUGACGACCCAGAGUUCAGGCUCCCGAGCUUCUUUACCUAAGGUGUCCUACGUGAAGGCGAUUGAUAUCUGGAUGGCAGUCUGUCUGCUGUUUGUAUUUGCUGCCCUGCUGGAGUACGCCGCUGUGAACUUUGUCUCCCGCCAACAUAAGGAGUUCAUACGCCUUCGAAGGAGGCAGAGGCGCCAGCAUAUGCCGCUAGAAUGGAAGCCCUUUGAGGCAGGACUUGUCUUUGUAUUCCCAGAUCCUGGCACAGCAGGAACAGUGGUUGCUGAACUGAAUUAUGGUUAUAAAGUGGUCUGUUCCUGA